AUGGAGCAUGCCCAAACAGAUGCUCGAACGAUGCCAGUUGAGGUGAUUCAGCUCAUUGUCUCACAUUUACCGCCUUCAAAGAAAUUCGCAGCGCGUCUAGCCAGCAAAUCCUUCUACGCUGCGGCGACCCCCGAAGCUUUCAAGCACAUCAAGCUCGACGCCAAAAGCUCAAAACGGUUCGAACGGAUUGCGGAAACACCGAAACUUAGGCGAUAUGUCAGGGAGAUUACAUUCGACGCCAGGGGCAGUUCUCGCUCGCUGAAUAUUAAUGACGACACAUCGUUCCGAGCUAGAGAAUUCUUCAAAGCUUUACCAUUCAUACGGUUUUAUUCAGGCUUGAAGACUUUGAACUUAGUGUUCAACCGUGGCAGUGAUAUUCCGCUUUCUAGUCACGAAACCGGAUCUGGCGUUGAUUAUGACACGAGAUAUUGCAUCAGGCAUUGGGUGAUGAUUGCAACAUUUCACUGCAUUCUCGGAAGUCGCAUUCUGGAUUCAAACGCUAACGCUGUGGACGAAUCUGUUGUAUCACACGGUCUUAUGAAGCACCUGACGGCAAAACUUGGGAUAACAGAUGAGGCGUACUGGGGCUUUUUGAAAGAGGAGCGACCUACAAUCCAUAUAGAGCAGCUGUCAAUCACCAAUCUCGCCCAGGCUAAUACGCUAGACUAUGGACUUCACGAAGUAAAUGACCAAGGCGACACAAUGGAUCCAUUUACAGAGUGGCCGGUCUUCAAGCAGAUAACCUCUUUGCCCAGUCUGAGGAAGCUAAACCUUAUGAUCGCCCCUGAUAAGAAGAAAUUACGCGAAAGCGAUGAAUACACCGAGACGUAUACUUUCGAACCACGAAGUAGGGUGCGAUUUGUUGUGGACUGCCUACCCAAGUGGUUUACACCCGCUGCUGCUCGCAACCUCACCGUAUUAUCUCUUCAUUAUGACGAUAUCUGGGGUUACUACCCAAAGUUUGAUUUUCGCUGCAUAAACCCAGGAGAUCACCCAGAAGCGGGUUUUCCGCAUCUCAGAGUUCUUUCAUUGUCCAGGUAUUGCUUCAGUCAUGAGUGGCAGAUGGACUGGAUCGCGUCUCUUGGAAGAUGUGGUUUACGGGAACUUUAUCUGGAUGAAUGCGUUCUUCUAUCAGUCGCAUACUGUUACAUAAAUCCAAAAGAGGCGGAUAUCGAUGGCUUCUGUGUUAGAGAUGUCGACGGGAACGAAAUAAGGGUCUCAAACCACGGAUAUCUGCCGGAUUCUUGGAGGGGAGGUCACAGCCAGGAUCCUUGGGUUGCUUACUACCAACCUAACCUUCGAUGGCGUCAUUUCUUUGACCACUGGCGUACCAACAUGCCCUCACUGGUAGUCUUCAAGAUGGGAGCUACAGAGACACAUACCACUUGGUCUAGGGUGAGAAUGAGUGACCAUUGGGUAGAGAACUCGCCUCCCCCCACCGCAAUUCCAUCUGGCCACUUAUUCAUGUUAACAAAAGCCGAUGCGCAUAACAAAUUCCAGGACUUGAAUUACCGUCGAGAUAUUCGGAUGGCGGAGCUAAAAGUGCCGUUCUACGUUGCGUUUUCUCCUGAACCUCUCGAUGUAGGAUCCCAAAACUUCCGACCCUGGGUAUUUUUGCCAGUGACCGAGGAUGAGUUUUCAAAGGGAAGUCAGGAUAUGGAGGAUCUAAAAGAUGAUAUAAAAGCGUUAGGGGUGUUUAGAGAAACGGUAAAAACUCAAGCCCAGACAAGGAAGUUGGGCUGA
This is a messenger RNA of Colletotrichum truncatum, 1743 nucleotides long. Lineage: Eukaryota; Fungi; Ascomycota; Sordariomycetes; Glomerellales; Glomerellaceae. The record is from RefSeq and is a predicted model, not a curated record.